CCGGGGCUCCGGGCGGGAGUUUCACCAUCACCGGCGUCCGCACCCCGACUGGGGGACAAUUGCUGUGAGAUCCGAAUACACCGUGGUCCCGGCCUUUCCCGUCUCUCUCAGACCACGAUCCGUACCCGGGCCCGGGGAGUUUCGGCUGAGGGAAUGGGAGCGGGUCUCUCAGACACUGCCGAGCUCCAGGCGUCUAAAUCCAGGCAUUAGGAACUCGCGAUAAACAAAAUUAUUCCAUGACCUUGAGAAAAUCACCUUUGUUUUACUUCUUGUUCUGGGCCUUUCUACCCGUAACAAGAUGUUUUGUACCGUUCUCUCUGGGUACAUAGUGAUAUAAAACAACUUUGUCCUGGUAAUAAGUGACCUGUACAUUUCACAUCACUAAAGUGUUUCACUCCACGAUGAAAGACUACUGCCUCCCCUUCAUAUUCAUUGGCAUUGCAAUCGAUGAGUUCACCUCCGUCUGUCACAGUAGGAGCGGUCAGGAUGAUCAGAAAGUCUCCAGGAUAAGCCAUGUAAUAUCAUGUGCUCUUUAUAGCACUUUGGGACAUGGCCAGAACUUGAAAUGAUACCAGCGUUCCCUCAUUUUUUCCAACUGUACAGUCUGCACAGGAAAUUUGUACACAGUCUGAAAACUGCAGCACCUUAAAUUAAUAUAUAAAAGAGAGUUCCAGCUAUACAGCAGCAAAGGCUUUAUGUGUGACAACAUUUCAGUUACUGUCUGGUCACACAACUCUGAGCGCGCAGUAAAUAAUGCUAAUGGAAAGAGUCAAACUGAGCAAAGUCACAGAUUGAAGGUUUGAAACAGCAAAGAAUUUGUGAGCAGGAAUCCCAAAAACAAGAACACAUCAGCGUUGCUGUCUCUGUCCAGUUAUUUCCUUAGUAACACCAAUGUAUCUAUUGUUGAUCCUUGGAGAUGACGAAGUAUCUCAUCCCAGCUGGAAACAUGCUUUGAGUCUGAAAUGAAGUUUUCGACUGUAACUCAGUGAAAUCCACUGGAACCGGGGGCUGAGAACAUACCAGAAUUUGUUCAUUAGAGAAAAGCUGUUCAACUUCAUUUAUUGUGCAAGGAGUUCACUACGUCUGACAUCUGACUUGAUACAUUACCAGAGAAUUGAUAGAAAACUGUGGGAAAGGAUUUGGUCACUCAUCCCCCCCAGAAACAGCAAUGAGUUCACACUGGGGAGAGUCCAUUCACCUGCUCAGACUGUAGGAAGUUAUUUGCUUGGUCAUAUACUCUGCUGCCACACCAGUUAGUUCACAUUGGGGAAAGGCUGUUCACCUACUCAGGUAGUGGGAUGGAAUUCACUCAGUCAUCCAUCAUGAAGAGACACCAGCAUGUUCACACUGGGGAGAGACAGUUUACCUGCUCAAAUUGUGGGAAGGGAUUCACUCGGGCAUCUGGCCUACAGACACACCAGUCAGUUCACACUGGGGAGAGGCCAUUUACUUGCUCUGAAUGUGGGAAGGGAUUCACUCAGUCAUCUCAUCUGAAGGUACAUCAGCGAAUUCACACUGGGGAGAAACCAUUCACCUGCUCAGACUGUGGGAAGGGAUUCACAUGGUCAUCUCAAUUAAAGGUACAUCAGCGAAUUCACACUGGGGAGAGGCCAUUCACCUGCUCGGACUGUGGGAAGGGAUUCACUCAGACAUAUGACCUAAUGGCACACCAACGAGUUCACACUGGGGAGAAACCGUUCACAUGCUCAGCCUGUGGAAAAGGAUUCACUCACUCAUCAAACCUACAGAGACACCUGCGUGUUCACACUGGUGAGAGGCCGUUCACCUGUACUGUGUGUGGGAGGGGAUUCACUCACUCAUCCAACCUACAGGCACACCAGUCAGUUCACACUGGGGAGAGGCCAUUCACCUGCUCAGACUGUGGGAAGGGAUUCACUCAAUCAUUUUACCUACUGGCACACAAGUUAGUUCACACUAAGGAGAUGCUGUUCACCUGCACAGACUGUGGGAAGGGAUUCACUCGGUCAUCUCAACUGAAGAUACAUCAGCGAGUUCACACUGGAGAGAGGCCAUUCGCCUGCUCAGACUGUGGAAAAGGAUUUACUCGGUCAUAUGACCUGCUAGCACAUCAGCGAGUUCACACUGGUGAGAAGCCGUUCACCUGCUCAGAUUGUGGGAAGGGAUUCACUCGGUCAUCUCAACUUAAGGUACACCAGCGAGUUCACUCUGGGGAUAAGCCAGUCACCUGCUCAGACUGUGGGAUGGGAUUCACUAGCUCAUCCAACCUGCAGAGACACCUGCGAGUUCACACUGGGGAGAGGCCGUUCACCUGUUCUGUGUGUGGGAAAGGAUUCAGUCGGUUAUCCAUCCUACAGGUUCACCAGUCAGUUCACACUGGAGAGAGGCCAUUCACCUGCUCAGAUUGUGGGAAGGGAUUCACUAACUCAUCCAACCUACAGAGACACCAGAGAGUUCACACAGGGGAGAAACCAUUCACCUGCUCAGACUGUGGGAAGGGAUUCACUCAAUUAUCCAUCCUACAGACACACCAAUCAGUUCACACUGGGGAGAGGCCAUUCACCUGCUCAGACUGUGGAAAGGGAUUCACUCAAUCCUCUCAACUGAAGGUACAUUUGCGAGUUCACACUGGGGAGAGGCCAUUCACCUGCUCAGACUGUGGGAAAGGAUUUACUCGGUCAUAUGACCUACUGGCACAUCAGCGGGUUCACACUGGUGAGAAGCCGUUCACCUGCUCAGAUUGUGGGAAGGGAUUCACUCAGUCAUCUCAACUUAAGGUACACCAGCGAGUUCACACUGGGGAGAGGCCAUUCAUCUGCUCAGACUGUGGGAAGGGAUUCAUUCAGUCAACUGACUUACUGGUACACCAGCGCAUUCACACUAGGGAGAGGCUGUUCACCUGCUCAGACUGUGGGAAGGAUUCACAUUGAAAUUGAGUACAUUGGUUGUGGGAGCUCUGCUGUAUUAAACUGGCUACUGAGCUCUCAUAAAAACAUUGACUGGAUUGGAGACGUUUGGCAGAGAGGAGGCACUUUUAAGUAGCAUUGUUUUUUUCCCCAGGAAUCUGAGCUUCAGAAUGUACUAUACUAUGAGUGUGCAGGAGUGAGAAUGUUGGAUCCAUCUGUUUAAUUUUAAGUAACUUUUGUAUGCAUAACCAUUUAAAAUGUCUCUAGUAGCUGUACAAAGUAUACCUCUAGUAGUUUCUUUGCACUUUAUUAAGUACAAUAGUGCUAGAAAGUUUGUGAACCCUGAAGAAUUUUUUCUGUUUCUGCAUAAAUAUGUCCUAAAAUGUGAUCAGAUCUGCACCUGUUCUAAAACUAGGUAAAGAGAACCCAAUUAAAUAAGCAACACAAAUAUUAUAUUUUUCAUUUAUUUAUUGAGACAAACAAUCCAAUAUUUUAUGUAUUUGUGGGGAAAAAGUAUGUGAACCUUUGCCUUCAGUAACUCGUGUGACCCCCUUGUACAAUAGUAACUUCAACCAAAUAUUUCCGGUAACUGUUGAUCAAUCCAGCACAUCAGCUUGCAGGAAUUUUAGGCCAUUCUUCCUUACAAAACUGCCUCAACUUGUGGGCUUCCUUGCAUGAACUCCUUGCUUCAAGACCUUCCACAACAUUUCUAUAGGAAUAAGAUCAGGACUUGGACUUGGUCUUUCCAAACCAUGAAUUUACCUUUUAAACCAUUCUGUUGUUGAUUGACUCUUGUCUUUCAGAUCAUUGUCUUGUUGCAUUAUCCAACUUCUGUUAAGUUUUAGGUGACAGACAGUUAACCUGACAUUCUCCUGUAAAAUGUUUGGAUACAAUUUUGAAUUCAUUGUUCCCUCAAAGACUGCAAGCUGUCCAGGCCCUGUGGGAGCAAAGCAGCUCCAAACCAGGAUGCUCCUUCCACCACACUUCACAGUUGGGAUGAGGUUUUGAUGUUGGUGUGCAAUGCCCUUUAUCGUCCUAACAUAGUAGAAAUGUGCAUUUCUGCCAGAAGGUUCAACUUUUGUCCUAUCUGUUGUAGAAGCAUUGUAGAAUAUUCAGGUGGUCUUCGUGAGAUGAGCAGUAAUGUUUUCUUUGGAGAGCAGUGGUUUCCUCUGUGGGGUCCUUCCAUAAACACCAUUCUUGUUCCGUGUUUUUCUUACAGUGGAAACACAAACAGAGAGUUUAGCGAGUUCCAGAGAUUUCUGCAGGUCUUUUGCAGUUACCCUUGGAUUCAUUUUCACCUCCUUCACCUCAUUGCAUGAUGUGCUUCUGGUGUGAUAUUUGUAGGAUGCCCACUCCUAGGGAGAGUAGUAACAGUACUGAGAUUCCUCCAUUUGAAGGAAAUUUCUCUUACUGUGGACUGAUCAACACUCAGGUCUUUCAAAAUUCUUGUCGCCUUUUCCAGCUUUGUGAAACUCUACAAUUCUUCUAAGCGCCUCUGAAAGUUGUUUUGUUCGAGGCACAUAAACAGAUCUUUCUUGAGAAGAGCAGACUUCAUUAGUAACCUGAAUUUCUGUGUGUUUUUAAAAAAAUCGGACAGGGCACCUCUACAAUCCACACCUGCAAUCUCAUCUCAUUGAUUGGAAUACCUGACUCCAAAUACUUUUUGUAGAAAGGCGUUGCCCCAUACUUUUUCUAACAAAUACAUGUAAUAUUGGAUUAUUUUUCUCAAAUCAACAAGUACAUUGUUAUUGUGUUAUUUGUCUCUGUUUGUCUAGUUUUAAAACUUGCAUAAAAAUCUGAUCACAUUUUAGGUCAUGGUUAUUCAGAAACAGAAAAUUCUACAGGUUUCACAAACCUUAUAGCGUUACUGUAAGUAUUUUCAGAUCGCUCAAUUUUUUGCUGCAGUAUUGGCUAAGUACUUUCUAAUUGGAUUAGUAUUAUCUAAGUAUUUAAAUAGAAUAUUUUUCUUAACUUUAAGCAAAAAAAGUAGCUGUUUUAAGCUAGCCACCAUUUUUAGUUUCUCUCUUUUCUUCAAUUAGUAGACCCUGUCACUGUUCUGUUCCUGUUCUAUCAACUUUGAAUAAAACAAUCAUGAAACAACAAGUGUUAUGCCUCAGUCCUGACUUCUAGAAGAACCUUGGACUUACACACCAAAAUCAGUCAAUUGGUGUUGUCAUGAUUUUGAACUCAGAAUAAUCGAAGACAGAGGAUUUUCAAUGGCUAAGCAAAAACGGUCGAAUCGAAAAACUCCUGAAUCUGGGCCUCGGUACCCUUCUCUGCAACUGGAUCCUCAGCUUCCUAACUGCAAGACCACAGUCUGUGGAUCAGAAACAACAUCUCCACUUCGCUGUCAAAGAACACUGGCAUACCUCAGUGAUGUGUGCUUAGCCCACAACUUGCUGUACUCUCUCUAGGCCCAUAACUGUGUGACUAGGCACAGUUCCAAUGCUACCUAUAAAUUUGCUGAUGACACAACUAUUGGCAGAACCUCAGAUGCUGACAAGACGAUGUACAGGAGCGAGAUAUACCAGCUAGUUGAGUGAUGUCACAGCAACAACCCUGCACUCAAUGUCAAUAAAACCAAAGAACUGAUUGUGGACUUCAGAAAGGGUAAGACAAAGGUACACACACCAGUCCUCAUUGGGGGGGAUCAUAAGUGGAAAGAAUGAGCAUUUUAAAUUCCUGGGUGUUAACAUAUGAGGAUCUAACCUAGACCCAACGUAUUGAUGCAGCUACAAUGAAGGCACAGCAGCAGCUGUAUUUCAUUAGGGGUUCAAAGUGAUCUGGUAUGUCAUCAAAAACACUGGCAAUUUUCUACAGAAAUUUCCAAGAGCAUUCUAACUGGUUGCAUCACCACCUGGUAAGGGGUGAGGGGAUGGGGUGGAACUGCACAGGAUCGAAGUAAGCUGCAUUAGGGUUAAAUACUAAAGUUGUAAACAGAGUCAGCUCCAACAUGGGCACUAGCCUCCAUAUUCUACCUGGACAAUACAAACAGGUAUGUCAGGCUGCUGUUUAUCGACUAUAGCUCAGCAUUUAAUACCAUUAUUCUCACAAUCCUGAUUGAUAAGCUAUAGAACCUGGGCCUCUGUACCUCCCUCUGCAUUUGGAUCCUCAACUUCCUAACUGAAAGACCACAAUCUAUGUUAUUGGUGAUAAUAUUUCCUCCUCACUGACGAUCAACACUGAUGCGCCUCAGGGGUGUGUGCUUAGCCCACUGCUCUACUCUGUCUAUAUCCAUGACUGUCAGGCUAGGCAUAGCUCAAAUACCAUCUAUAAAUUUGCUGAUGAUACAACCAAUGUUGGUAGAAUCUCAGAUGGAGACAAGAGGGCAUACAGGAGUGAGAUAUACCAACUAGUGGAGUGGUGUCACGGCAACAACAUUGUAUUCAACUUCAGUACGAUGAAAGAGCUGACUGUGGACUUCAAGAAGAGUAAGAUGAAGGAACACAUAUCAAUACUCAUGAAGGGAUCAGAAGUGGAGUGAAUAAGCAGUUUCAAGUUACUGGGUUCCAGAUCUCUGAGGAACUAACUUGGUCCCAACAUAUUGAUGCAGCUAUAAAGAAGGCAAGACUGUGACUGUACUUCAUUAGGAGCUUGAAGAGAUUUGGUAUGUCAAUAAAACCACUCAAAAACUUACAUGGAUGUAAUGUGGUACAUUCUGACAGGCUGCAUCACUGUCUGGUAUGGGGAAGGGGGUGCUACUGCACAGGACAAAAGAAGCCGCAGAAGGUUGUAAAUCUAGUCAGCUCCAUUUUGAGUACCAGACUACAAAGUACUCAAGAUAUCUUCAAGGAGUGGUGUCUCAGAAAGGCUGCAUACAUUAUGAAGGACCUCCAGCACCCAGAGCGUGCCCUUUUCUCACUGUUACCAUCAUGUAGGAGGUACAGAAAACUGAAGGCACACAUUCAGCAAUUCAGGAACAGCAUCUUUCCCUCUGCCAUCUGAUUCCUAAAUGGAUUUUG
Molecule: messenger RNA, 6847 nt
Organism: Hypanus sabinus (Atlantic stingray)
Lineage: Eukaryota; Metazoa; Chordata; Chondrichthyes; Myliobatiformes; Dasyatidae
Product: zinc finger protein 420-like
Exons: 3
Coding region: 1299-2909 (536 amino acids)
Biological process (GO): regulation of transcription by RNA polymerase II
Cellular component (GO): nucleus
Molecular function (GO): RNA polymerase II cis-regulatory region sequence-specific DNA binding; DNA-binding transcription factor activity, RNA polymerase II-specific
Source: RefSeq, a predicted model, not a curated record